Olea europaea var. sylvestris is the source of this 1456-nucleotide messenger RNA. RefSeq lists its product as uncharacterized. The record is from RefSeq and is a predicted model, not a curated record. NCBI's taxonomy places the organism in Eukaryota, Viridiplantae, Streptophyta, Magnoliopsida, Lamiales, Oleaceae. Bases 180 to 1307 code for a protein of 375 amino acids. The transcript has 2 exons.
AAAUGCUGUCUAUAGUUACUUCAAAUAAUUGUCUGGUCUGUCCUCAGUGGAAACUGACGUGUAAAGGUAAGUUGAUGGCCCGGUAAUUGAAUUAUUAAGAGAGUGGAAAAUGCUGUGCAGUUUGCAUCAUUGUGAUAAAGCAAUCGUACAGAAAUUGGAAAUUUCAGUUCUUGAAUGUAAUGGAAGACCAACACCCUUCAGCAAAUAACACCAGAGAUACCGAAUGUAAAAUUCCAAUUCCAGAAGGUGAAGGUGAAGAUCAUCAUCAGUAUUUCGAUGGUCGCCGAAUACAAAGAGUGCCCCAUUUUAUUCGAUUCAAGAAACACAACGUAGAGGAUUAUUACGCUCCUAAGAUUGUUUCCUUUGGCCCUUAUUACCAUGGCUUGCCAGAACUUGGAAUGGCAGAGGAAUUCAAGCACAAAGCCCUUACAAUGUUUGUUUCAAGCAGCGGCAAAGACAGAGAAUUAUUCUACUGCCAGAUCUUUAAAGUGAUUCACCAGAUUAGAAAUUGUUACGUUGGGGUUUCUAGAGAUUCAUAUGAUGAUGGAGCACUAGCAGAAAUGAUUCUUCUAGAUGCAUCUUUCGCUAUUUAUCUAAUGACAAUUUCCUUAGAAGAUGAAGAAGAAUAUUUCCAUUUCUGUCAACAUCUUGGAAUGGCUGCAGUGUCAUUAGUAUAUCGUGAUAUGAAUUUAUUGGAGAAUCAAAUUCCACUCUGGGUUAUUAAGCUCUUGAUUAAUUUAAUAUACGGAGAAGGAUCCAUGUUACUUUGUAAUUUCUUAAGUUCCAUGAUUUUGGAGAAUACCAGUCUAACAAGAAUUCCUGGAGAAGAUAAAAAGCAACCACUUCACCUUCUAGAUGCUUAUCAUCGACUACUUGCCCAAGAAUGGGAUACAGCAGGAAAAAUACUCGUCCAGCCUGUUAAAAAAAGUCAAUGGCGGUCGUGGAAGAAAGAGAAUCGAAAGGAAUUUGGGAAAUGCAAUCGUCAAUUUCGUUCAAUCACCGAUCUCAAAGCAAAAGAUGUGAAGGAACUGCGAGAAAAGAAGAUACUCUUUAGCACCCUCGACAGUGAUGAACAAGUUGUUGAAGUAAUCAAAGAGAUUGAUACUUCCGGACUUGACAAUUACUAUAUUUUUGAUGAUGUGAAGAUGAGAAUCGAGAAGCACUGCAGUAGCAAGGCAAAAACAUGGAUUGCUGAAUUAAUUCAUACUUAUUUUCGCAAUCCGUGGACUUUCAUUGCCUUACUCGCUGCCACUUUUCUUCUUUGCUUAACUUUUCUCCAGACCUAUUACACAGUGAAUCCUAAGUAAAGGUGUGUGGCAAAUUCUGUUCUUCAAGUUUUAGUCGAGAUAUGUUUCGAUUCUUCCAAAAAAGAUAGGUUUGAUGCUUUUGUAUUUAUUGUAUUAACCUAUGUUUGUAUUAUAGGAAUUCAAAUCUAUAAAAGUAGUAUUAUAACAAA